AUGUCAAUUAAACCGAUUAAAAAACUUUUAAUUGCUAAUCGUGGAGAAAUAGCUUGUAGGAUUUUGCAAACAUGUAAAAAAAUGGGAAUAGCCACGGUUGCAGUAUAUUCUGAUAUUGAACAAAAUGCGCCUUUUGUAAAGUUGGCAGAUGAAGCAAUUCAUAUAGGGCCGCCCUCUGCAGCCGAUUCAUAUCUUAGGGGCGACAAAAUUAUCGAAGCCGCCAAGCGAGUUGGCGUUGAUGCCAUCCAUCCGGGAUAUGGAUUCUUAUCCGAAAACGCAGAAUUCGCCAGAGAAGUUAUCAACUCUGGAAUUAUAUUUAUUGGCCCUACGUCAGAAUCAAUUUUAGCGAUUGGAGAUAAGAUUGAGGCUAAAAAUUUACUCGCAAAACACUUGCCAUCUGUGCAUUUGAUACCUGGUUAUAAUGGUGAUAGUCAGAAUAUGGAUGUUUUUAUUAGUGAAUCCAGGAAAAUUG
Racocetra persica is the source of this 472-nucleotide messenger RNA. The record is from the annotation of a GenBank genome assembly. NCBI's taxonomy places the organism in Eukaryota, Fungi, Glomeromycota, Glomeromycetes, Diversisporales, Gigasporaceae.